UUCAAGGACCUUGACUGGCGCUACGUAACUCCGAGAACUCAAUAGUGAUUCAGCAGCAUCGCGGAGAGAGACACGGCGAGAGAAACAUCAGGAGAGGAGAGAUUCUGCGCUGGUUUGGAACCUUUACGUCACUGAACAAUAAAAAUGAUGCAAGUAAUAAUUAAUUGAGGUCGAUAAAAAAACAAAAAACAAAAAAAAAAAAAACAACAAAACUUCUUUCGUCUCUGAAAAGAAAAGGAAGUACCGGUAUAUUGGACUUUGAGCGGCUUGGGCGGAUGCGCGGAGCGCACGGGAACUAUCCAGUAGGCGCGGCGGCUCCGGUGCGUGUUUACGCGUGAGGAGCUGAGAGCGGUGGAGGAUCCGUCGGAGUGGCCGACCAGCCAGGAGGAUGCUGGAGGGCAAUGCCUGCAGAACGAGAGGAUGAGAUUUGUCGAAAGGCGCUGGAACUGCUCUCCGACCUGUGCUCCAGAGGAGAAGUGCAGGACGACAACUGUGUGGAUUUCAUCUACUACUUCAGGGAUCUGGCCAGACCGCGCUACACGGACUCAGAUGUAUCAGUGAGCCUGUUGUCCCUGCUGGUGACCACCUGUGGUCUGGCUCUCUUCAGCGUCUCACUCUUUGUAUCAUGGAAGCUGUGCUGGGUGCCACUGAGUGGCCGUUUCCUCCCAGAUGUCCUCAAAGGGGCGCACUUCUUGGGAGGAGACCAGCAGCCUGUCCUUACAGAGGUGGACGGGGAGGAAAGGGAGUACAGCGAGGAUGGCUACGUGAAGGAGCCUUCAGGGCCCCCGUCGGCUGUGGCUGUUCCAGAGUCAGCCCUGAAGAUAAGUCACACAUCGCCUGACAUCCCGCUGGAGACCCAGAUGAAGGUGGAGAAAAACCAGGUUCACACUCUGGCCAGAGACAGGGUUCAGAGGCAGAUUACUGAGCCCACAUCGUCUGUACGGCACAACUCCAUCCGGCGUCAGAUGAACUUGUCUAAUCCUGAUUUCAACCCUGCCCAAUUCCAACGUCAGGAUUCUCUUUCUGGUUUGGGUCGAAUCAAACCAGAACUGUAUAAGCAGCGGUCAGUGGACGCAGAAGAUGGUCGUCGGACUGACAGCUGUGGGCGCCUUCAUUUCAUCCUGAAGUUUGACUUUGACCUGGAGCAGCUGAUUGUGAAGAUCCACAAGGCCCAGGACCUCCCUGCCAAGGAUUUCUCAGGGACCUCCGAUCCUUACGUCAAGAUCUACCUACUGCCCGACCGCAAAACCAAGCACCAGACCAAGGUGCAUCGCAAGACACUCAACCCAGUGUUCGAUGAGGUGUUUCUCUUUCCUGUGGCUUACGCCGAGUUGUCAAACCGUAAGCUGCACUUCAGCGUCUAUGACUUUGACAGGUUCUCUCGUCAUGAUUUGAUUGGCCAAGUGGUGGUGGAUAACUUCUUGGAUCUGGCUGACUUUCCCCGGGAGACGAAACUGUGCCGGGACAUACAAUACGUAACCUCGGACAAUGUGGAUCUUGGAGAGCUGAUGUUCUCAUUGUGCUAUCUCCCUACGGCUGGCAGACUUACCAUCACCAUAAUCAAAGCCAGAAAUCUCAAAGCCAUGGACAUCACCGGAGCCUCAGAUCCAUAUGUGAAAGUGUCUUUGAUGUGUGAGGGCCGGAGGCUAAAGAAGAGAAAGACUUCAACCAAGCGCAACACGCUGAACCCAGUGUAUAAUGAAGCCAUUGUGUUUGAUGUUCCUCCUGAGAACAUUGACCAGAUCAGCCUGCUCAUAGCCGUCAUGGAUUAUGAUCGGGUCGGACAUAAUGAGGUGAUUGGGGUGUGUAGGGUUGGCAGUGAAGCUGAAAGUCUGGGGCGAGACCACUGGAGUGAGAUGCUGACGUACCCACGAAAGCCCAUUGCACACUGGCACCCGCUCAUAGAGUGGGUCGGUCAGGGAACGACGGUGAGUGGAAGCCAAGGAGGUUCUACCAAUUCCCUGAAGACGCCACCAUCACCAUGAGCUCCCACACAAACACAUACACCCACUCAAACCAACACAGAUGAAAAGUGUUGAGUUUGGUAAAAUGAUGGGUGAUGGAGCUACAGAUAAUCCUACUAAGAUUUUAAAAAAAUAAAUAAAGAAAUCAGCACAAAAUGUGACUAACAAAUGAUCACAGUAGUGUCAUCAGGUAUAUGUUAUAACUAAAACUGAUGUGUCCUUAGAAUGAAAUAGGUUGCCGUGUGCUAAGACUGCUGCAAAUGCCAACCCCCACUUUUAACUUCCUCUUGUGUAUUCACAACCAAAAACCACUUAACAUUCCAAGUGAACCACUACAGUGGUUUUCUAAUUGUUUUCUAUCGAGCUGUUACUGACAGUAUUAACAAAAUGUGAUUAUUUAACAUUAUUUUUUGUCCUUUUCUUAAUUUCCUUUUUCUUUUUUUUUUAGCAACUUCAAUUUUAUAAUUGAUACUUAGGAAAAUGUGUGGAGCUGUAAAUGUUAGUGUGAGUGGUCUGCUACCAUAAAAAAAAGUGUUUACUUAACAGUAGGAGUUAGAUGACAAACUGAAAAUGUAGUGGAGGAGAAAAUCUAUUUUUAGAUCAGUAAAGUUUAAUUUACGCGCUCAGCAUUGAGGAUUAGACUUGCACAUUGUGUUGCCUAUACUUCGUUUGCACAGACAUGAAGGAUGAUUUUGGUUCAAACCUUAGUUUUACCACCGUGGAAGGCUUUCGCACACAAUACUUCCUGUGAAGAAAACUGUUUGUUUCAUGUAUGUGGAAACAGCUGACAGACAAAAAUAGUGAUUUAAUUAGUGCAUGUUAAAAUGUCUUUUUUUCUUUUAACAGGGUGUGGUCAAAAUAAAGCAAACACAAGCUAACUUUGGUCAUCAGUGAUUUCUCUGGCAGGAAUGUGGUCCAUUCAUGUUGUCUCAGGUACAUUGAUCAUGGUUGUCUGGGAUUUAUUUAGGUUCUUUUGGUUUAUUAUAUAUUGGAAUAUUUGUUUCUUAUUCAAUAGAGAUUUCCCAGGAACCAAAUGUCUUUUUUAUAUAUCCAUUAUGAGACAAUUUACGCUCACUUAAUUAAAAUGAAUAAGAGAUUUGGGGAACAAAAUCUUAGUCGAAAUUGUGUCUUGUUGGAUUAAAGCUGUACUCAUUUAUUUUUAUCCCCCAUUUUUGACAACCGGAAGGAAGCAAAACAAGCUGUGAACAUAAUAAUGGGAUGCUAUCACAAACAUUUGCUCAUUUUCACAUCCCCCAGAUGAAGAGCAACAUUAUCAAUCCUGUUUCAAUUAUCAAUGUACCUCCUGCUUUUUCACUUUUGCUGAUGUUUUUUUUUUGUUCUCAGAAAAGAACUAUUUAGUGUAGGAUAUAUACAAUUAACUAAGAUACAGUGUGGAUUUUACAACCCCUGUCUGGUGAAAGUACGAAGGACACAAAGAGACAUUAUUGGCUUCAUUUCUAAUCAGUUUACUUUAACCUGGUGACUGGUUUAGACGUUGUGUUCUUUUGUUCUGCAGCCUGUCUGAUCAUGUGACUGUUCAGUGACAUCACCAUUCUGAUGACUGCAGGUGUAGUUGUCAUUAUUGCGUUGCAGACUUUGCUUUUAUCACAUCAUUGGGAAAUCCAACGUGCCUUUGUGACAGAGGCUUUGCUAUUAAAUUGUCAAGUGAAACCAUUAAGUCGGAGGAUCCACAGAUGAUGACGUUUACCACUCAAUCAUGUUGUCAGUAGAGAUUAAUGUUUCCAUUGCCAUAAACUGAGUGAACUGAAUGUUGGAACUCUUCCCUGCCACUGUAAUAACAGUUUUCUUUACUUGGGACCAUGCCCUGUGGUUGUUUCAAUAAGCCAGUGUUUGUUUUUGAAAUUUUAGAUUAAUACCUGUAAAAUGUCUUUGUACUGGACACCAUCACAAAUGACAAUUUCUUCUGUGUUUAUAGGUACACUGCAUGCAUUAUUUAGAGUCAUUUUUCAGCCACUUUUUUGCUGUGAGAUGCUAAUCAUGUUGUAAACACAAUAUGUAUUGUGAACCUAAG
Molecule: messenger RNA, 3996 nt
Organism: Cololabis saira (Pacific saury)
Lineage: Eukaryota; Metazoa; Chordata; Actinopteri; Beloniformes; Belonidae
Product: synaptotagmin-9-like
Exons: 8
Coding region: 402-1985 (527 amino acids)
Biological process (GO): regulation of dopamine secretion; calcium-ion regulated exocytosis; cellular response to calcium ion
Cellular component (GO): dense core granule; membrane
Molecular function (GO): clathrin binding; SNARE binding; calcium-dependent phospholipid binding
Source: RefSeq, a predicted model, not a curated record